GCCGCGCCGCCGCCGCCCUGGGUGCCCCCGCCGCCGCUAUGGGAGCCCCGCAUCAGCCGCUCCGGACGCCGCUUUGUCCGCGGGCCAUGUCGUGAUCCGUGGGCUCCGCCAGCGGGUUUUCUAAUCCGUGAUCCCGACCAAGGAGGAGGAGGAGGAGGAGGAGGAGGAGGAAGAGGAGCAGGGAGGGAGAGGUGGUGGUGGUGGGGGAGAUGUUCGCCUCGGUGGGCCCGCGGGGCGGCCCGCGCCCACCGGCCGCCCCGGCCCCGGUCUCGGCCCCGGCCAUCCCGGAGCCGGACCUGAGCCAUCUGACCGAGGAGGAGAGGAAGAUCAUCAUGGCUGUGCUAGCUCGGCAGCGGGAGGAGGAGGCGAAGGAGGAGGCCAUGUUAAAAGAGGAGAAGCCGAUCCAGGCCAGAACCGUGAACCUGGUGGGUCAGAAGAAGCCUCCGCAGCAGAACGACGUCCGAGGGAUCCAGCAGCAGCUGUCCAGCUACAGGGAGACGGUGAUCCGGCAGGCCACGGCGGCGGCGGGCUCGGCCGUCCACCGCGACGAUGCCCCCACCUGCGGCAUCUGCCACAAGACCAAGUUCGCGGACGGCUGCGGGAACCUGUGCUCGUACUGCCAGACCAAGUUCUGCGCUCGCUGCGGCGGGCGGGUGUCGCUGCGCUCCAACACGGAGGACAAAGUGGUGAUCUGGGUGUGCAAUAACUGUCGGAAGCAGCAGGAGAUCCUGACCAAGCCGGGCGACUGGUUCACCGGUCCGCCCGGGAAGACCCUCGGCUCGGCCGUCAGCGAGCCGUCUGUGUGCCAAACGCUCGGGGACAAGAAGCUCCGCUCUCGAUCCCAGGUACCUCCGGGCUCCGCCGCCGUGAUCCAAGACCCCAGCCGGCCGCCCGGGACCAUGCCUGGAACCGACGCUCGGUCGCUUAGCGAGCCGCCGCGGGACACGAGGAACGGGCGAGGAGGGGGAGGAGCCGGUCGGGGGGAGCGGCGGCCCGGCCAGCCCAGACUGCAGACCCAGGUCUCCAUGGACCGGGACCUCCGCGGGGAGUCCAGGGAACGCAGGGAGAGCCGGCGGCUGACGAAAGGACGCUCUCUGGAGCACGAUCCGGUGGGGGGCGGGGUCAGGCGGACAGAGGGCGGGUACCCACUCCGACAGGCGGGGCCGGGCCCCCCAGGGGGCAGGGGCCAGCCGCUACCCGCACAGGGGCGGGGCCAGGGGGGCGUCGAGGCCGGGGACGGCACUCGACCCGGGCAGAGGACGGCGGGCGGGGUAGAACUUUCGCAGCAGGCCCCUCCCCCUGAACUCAGAGAGCCCCCCGGCUCGGGCUCCGGUCAGGGCCCCGGGGUGAGACGGACCAAACGGGAAAAGGCCGAAAGCAUGCUGCGCAACGACUCGCUCAGCUCCGACCAGUCGGAGUCCCUGCGGCCGCCGCCGCCGCGGCCCUACAAGUCGAAGCGGGGGCCGGGGGCCGGGGGCAAGAGGCAGACCAGCGUGAGCAGCUCGGAGGAGGAGGGCGGGACCACGCCCGAGUACAGCAGCUGCGAGGACGCCGAGAUCGAAAGUGUCAGCGAGAGAGGAGACUGGGAGUGUUACCCUCAUGACCCCACCGUGUGGCACCAUCCCGUCACCUGGCAGCCGUCCAAGGAGGGAGACCACCAGAUUGGACGGAUCACCCUGAGCAAGAGGAGCGCCACCAUGCCGAAGGAGGCCGGGGCUCUGCUGGGACUGAAGGUGGUUGGAGGCCGGGUGACGGAGUCGGGCAGAUUAGGUGCCUUCAUCACGAAAGUGAAGAAGGGCAGCCUGGCGGACGUGGUGGGACAUCUCCGAGCAGGGGACGAGGUGCUGCAGUGGAACGGGAAGCUGUUGCCGGGGGCGACCAUGAAGGAGGUGUACAACAUCAUCCUGGAGUCCCAGGCCGAGCCUCAGGUGGAGCUGGUGGUGUCCAGGCCCAUCGGGGUUUAUAGAAAAUACCAUGAUAUUCCAAGAAUCCCCGACACGUCCCACCCUCCAUUAGAAUCUACAGGUUCCAGUUCUUUUGAGUCCCAGAAGAUGGAGCGACCAUCCUUAAAUGUCCUGUCUCCCUCCAGUCCCGGGAUGCUGCAAGAUGCUCCUCAGCUGAUGCCGGGCCAAGUCUCAGUGAAGCUCUGGUACGACAAAGUGGGUCACCAGCUGAACGUCAACGUGCUGCAGGCGGUGGAGCUUCCUCUUCGGCCUGACGGACGGCCCCGGAGCCCCUACGUCAAGAUGUACUUCCUCCCCGACCGCAGUGACAAAAGCAAACGGAGGACGAAAGCCGUGAAGAAGACCUGCGAGCCCAAGUGGAACCAGACGUUCGUCUACACUCACGUCCACCGCAGGGAUUUCCGCAACCACAUGCUGGAGCUGACGGUGUGGGACCAGCCCAGGUCCCCGGAGGAGGACAGCGUCUUCAUGGGGGAGAUCCUGAUCGAGCUGGAGACGGCCCUGCUGGACGACAAGCCCCACUGGUACCCGCUCCAGACCCACGACGUCUCGUCCAUCCCUCUACCCCGACCCUCGCCCUUCCUGCCGCGGCGACACGCGCACGCCGACGCCCCCGGCAAGAAGCUGCAGCGUUCUCAGCGUCUAACAGAGCCUGAAUUUGAUGAGGGUACAGCAGUAGUAUCUAAAGCAGCAGAGGCUCGUGGCAGGGAGAGGCAGCGGGAGUCCUCGUCCACCCUGGAGGUGCCUGAGCAGCAGAGGACUCCCAGCCAUUACAUCCGCUCUCGCUCCGUCUCCCCGCACCGCGAGGAGCAGGGCCGCACCCGCUCCAGACCCCCCAACGUCCCCACCCAGAGGAGUCUGGAUGACGAGCUUCCUCACAGCCGUCGUUCUCGCUCUCCAACACGUUACUAUGAAUCUGGCAGAGGCCGCCAUCAAGGAGAGGAGUACCUGGACGACAGUGAGGUCAUCAUGAUCCACCAAUCAAUGCGAGGCAAAAGUGCUGAGUGCCUGCACAUCAGGAGAUCCUCUAGGCUCAGUAAGGAACUGCCUCCUAGGAUGCCACUUUUAUUCAACGGUUCUCACAAACAGGCAAACAGUGAUCUGCAGCCUUCUCUGGACAGGGUUAGGAGCGCUAGCGCCAACUGUCUGACUCCAGACAAUCAUGCCCCCUCACCAGAGACUGAAAGAAAGCCUUUCUACCAUUCCCUGCCCCGAAGACGCCCGGCAAGCCCCAGGAUUCUUAUCCAACAUGCUUCCCCUGAAGAUGACAGGGGCCACCUCCAAAGUGGAGCGUCUCUUUCGUCCUCGGUGACGUCCUCGUCAGCCCGCAGAGUGAGGCAGCUCCCACAGCUUCCCCCCAAGAGCAACUCCGCAGAACAAGCCCUGGUAGCAGAGGAGCGAGUCCGGCAGCUCCAGAUGAGGGUUCAUUCCAACCGCGCGUCAGCCGCCACCUCCAGCCAGCAGGACCUGGACCGAGCCCUCAAGAACAAACGAGAGCUCUACAAGGACCAGAGGCGGAGCAGCGAAAAUGUUUCCCAUAAGUCCUCGGACAGUGAUGUCAGUGACGUGUCAGCCAUCUCUCGAACCAGCAGUGCCUCUCGCAUCAGUAGCACCAGCUACAUGUCCAUCCAGUCAGAGAGACCCCGGGGACGCUUCAGCCGAGCCAUGCGUGCGUCGGGCCGCCACAUCAUGAAGAGCACCAGCGUGAGCGGCGAGAUCUACGGCAUGGAGCACGCCGACGGCAGCCAAUCGGACACGGCGCUCGGUAGCCUGGGCAGCGGGAUCAAGAAGCGGCGCUCCAGCCUGAGCCAACGCGUGGUCGCCAUCCUGCCGUCCAGACGGAGCCGCAGCACCUCGCAGCUCAGCCAGACAGAGGCGGCGGGUAAGGCGGCGGACAGACAGAAAGGUAAAGCAAAAGAAGCAUCGGCAGGUAAGAAGGCGUCGAAGGGUGGCAGCAGCAGCAUCCAGAGGAGCGUGGAGACGGGCAUGGCAGUGGAGUAUCCACGUGGGGGGUCGGCCAUGAACCGGCAGGCCAGCAGAGAGUCCACCGACGGCAGCAUGAACAGCUACAGCUCUGAGGGGAAUUUGAUCUUCUCAGGGAUGCGGCUGGGUGCCGACAGUCAGUUCAGUGACUUCCUGGACGGGCUUGGUCCCGGGCAGCUGGUUGGCCGGCAAACGCUGGCAACGCCUGCCAUGGGUGACGUUCAGAUCGGUCUGAUGGAUAAGAAAGGCCAGCUGGAGGUGGAGGUGAUCAGGGCACGAGGCCUUACCCCCAAACCAGGCUCCAAAUCCCUCCCAGCUCCCUACGUCAAGGUGUACCUGCUGGAUAACGGAACAUGUAAAGCCAAAAAGAAAACCAAGAUUGCACGCAAGACCCUGGAGCCGCUCUACCAGCAGCACCUGCUCUUCGAUGAGAGUCCCCAGGGCAAGGUGCUUCAGGUGAUAGUGUGGGGCGAUUAUGGGCGACUGGACCAUAAAUGUUUCAUGGGUGUAGCACAGAUCCUAUUGGAGGAGCUGGACCUCUCCAGCACGGUGAUCGGCUGGUACAAACUGUUUCCGCCUUCCUCACUGGUGGACCCUACGUUAGCUCCGCUCACGCGGUUGGCGUCUCAGACGUCACUGGACAGCUCAGGACCGCCGCCGGGCGUUCGGUCCUAGUGACCGGACGGCAGCCGCCGACUCCCCCCGCCACCCCGAGGACCCCUCAAUGGACCACAGCUACUGGACCACAACUGAGCAGAGGGUGAGAGCAACGCCCCGAGGACGACGCCCAGGAGCCCUCGGCCAGCCAAUGACAAGCCAGACGGAGAGACAGGGAACGAGAGCGAGCGAACGAGAGAGAGGGAGAGACAGAACUAGCCAAUCAGAGCUUAGCUGGAGUCCGACAAUCACGUCUCACACCUUCCCCUCUUCCUCCUCCUGACGCCGUUUUCUUUUCACCGCUUUGCUUUCUUUGUGUUCUCCUCUGAGCUGCAGCAGGUCUCCGACGUCCGUCA
Molecule: messenger RNA, 4960 nt
Organism: Salarias fasciatus (jewelled blenny)
Lineage: Eukaryota; Metazoa; Chordata; Actinopteri; Blenniiformes; Blenniidae
Product: regulating synaptic membrane exocytosis protein 1-like
Exons: 33
Coding region: 210-4622 (1470 amino acids)
Biological process (GO): positive regulation of synaptic transmission; intracellular protein transport; regulation of membrane potential
Cellular component (GO): presynaptic membrane; cytoskeleton of presynaptic active zone
Molecular function (GO): transmembrane transporter binding; small GTPase binding
Source: RefSeq, a predicted model, not a curated record